AUGGCGAAGUUUAAGAUGAAAGUUUACCAGCAGUGGCUGCUUUUUGUUUUGUUUCUUCCUUUGUCAAGUGUUUUAUGUUUCAGCGAGUUGUCCUUCAUCACAGAGCCCAGUGAUGUUAUUGUACUACCAAAGGACCCUGCUGUGUUGGACUGUCAGGCUCAUGGGCAGCCUCCAGUCUCAAUCAAGUGGCUGAAGAAUGGGGUUCGGUUGGCAGAAAGUGAGCACAUACAGUUUCUGCCCAACGGCUCCUUGUACAUACCAAAGAUAAAACAUACCAAGGAGGAUUCAGAUGAAGGAUUCUACCAGUGCCUCUCCCAGAACAAAUAUGGAGCUAUCCUAAGCCAAAGAUCACAUUUGACUAUCGCAAGUAUCUCAGAGUUUGUGUUGCAUCCUGUGCCUAUGGCGGUGACUGAGGGGUCAGUGGCACGGUUCUCCUGUGCGGUCACCUCCAGCCCUCCUGCCACCAUCACCUGGGAGCUCAACCAAAGCACGUUACCACUACAGACGGACAGAAUUACCGUUUUGCCCAAUGGAGUCCUUCAGAUUCACAAUGUACAACUGGAAGAUGCUGGACAGUACCGAUGUGUGGCAACUAACAUCGGUAGCCGUUUAAGGAGUCGAGGAGCCAUGUUAACAGUCAACCAAGGUGCUGGUCCUAAACCACGUCAGAGGCCCAGAAUCAUUGCUGGACCUCAGAACGUCACAGUUUCUCUUCAUCAAACUGUGGUGCUGGAGUGUGUGGCCACGGGCAACCCCUGGCCCAUCAUCUCCUGGAGCCGUGCUGACAGUAAACCCAUUGAUGUGUACAAUGCAAAAGUGCUGGGCAAUGGGAACCUGGUUAUUAGUGAUGUCAGUUCCAAGCACAGUGGAGUCUACCUCUGCAGGGCCACCACCCCUGGAACCCGCAACUACACUAUUGCUGCAGCUAACCUCACGGUUCUAGAGCCACCAUCCAUUGUUGAGAGGCCUGAGAGCCAGACCCGUCCAAGAGCAGGCACUGCUAGGUUUAUGUGCCAAGCAGAGGGAGUGCCCCCACCACACAUCAGCUGGCUAAAGAAUGGAGAAGAGGUUCACUUAAAUGGAAGGAUUAAAAUGUAUAACAGUAAAUUGGUGAUUACCCAGAUCAUCCCUGAGGAUGAUGCCAUCUAUCAAUGCAUGGCAGAAAGUGAACAGGGUUCAGUGCUGUCCCUGGCUCGCCUUAUUGUUGUCAUGUCAGAGGACAGACCCAGUGCACCAAGAAAUAUCCAUGCUGAGACCAUCUCAAGCUCUGCUAUCUUACUGGCCUGGGAGAGACCACUCUACAAUGCAGACAAAGUCAUUGCUUACUCCAUCCAUUACAUGAAGGCUGAAGGGCUAAACAACGAGGAAUACCAAGUUGUUAUUGGCAACGACACGACCAGUUAUAUCAUCGAUGACCUUGAGCCAGCUCGAAACUACAGCUUUUACAUCGUGGCUUAUAUGCCAAUGGGAGCCAGUCGUAUGUCAGACCAAGUCAGUCAACAUACCCUGGAGGAUGUGCCUUUGCGUACCCCAGAGCUUAGUCUGACCAGCUACAGCUCAACAGAUAUCCAGGUGAACUGGCAGCUGCUCCCAGCUAAAGUGAGCCGUGGUCGGGUGUCUGCAUACAGACUAUCCUAUCGUACAGCUGCAGACAACACUGUCACCUCUGUGGAGCUACCUCAGAAUAGCACUGAAUAUCUGCUGGAGGGUCUGCAGCCUGAUACCAUCUAUCUGCUCCGUAUGGCUGCAGCCACCCGUGUGGGCUGGUGUGAGCCUUCAGCAUGGACUUCGCACCGUACACCUAAGACCUCCAGUAAUAAAGUGCCUUCAGCCCCUAUUCUUCAACUUGAGCCGCUUAACUGCACCUCCAUUGUGGCACGCUGGCAAACCUCCCCAGAAUCUGUGGCUGUCCAGGGUUACCGGCUGUGUUACCAUGAGGAAGGCCAACCAGAGCAGCCCAACAUCCAACUGCAGGCUCAAACCUUUACCUACACCAUCAGUGGCCUUGAUCCGAGGAGAAAGUAUCAUGUGAAGAUUCUAGCUGUCGGUCAAGCUGGAGAUGGUUAUCAAACAGACCAAACAGUCAGUACUCCGGGAUGUGUGUCGGCUAGAGACCAACUGGCAGCAGCCCCUCCAUCUCCAGAUCACGUGACUGUCUUGGCCAACAAUUCAUCUGCAGUGUCCCUGCGUUGGAGCCGUCCUGCUUUCCCCUCCGGAAAGACUGUUAGCUAUACAGUCCGCUGUACACCUGUGGGCACCCACAACGCCUCUGCCAUACGCUACAUACAAACUACCAAGCAGAGCGUGAUGGUUCAGAAUCUGGACUCAAACACUCGCUAUGAGUUUGUUGUGCGUCUCCAUGUGGACCAGAUGUCGAGUCCCUGGAGUUCUGUUGUUUACCACCGAACCCUGCCAGCAGCACCUAGCCACCCUCCUGCAGGACUGCGAGUAACUCUGAUUGAGGAUGACACUGCUCUGGUGUCCUGGAGGGAACCCACAGAGUCCAAUGUGGUGGUUACACACUAUACCAUCCUGUACGCUUCUCAGAAAGCCUGGCUGGCUGGACACUGGCAAAUAAUGCAAAGGGAGGGAAGCCAUACGAUGGCCCUGCUGGAGAAGCUGGAGCCGGGGAACGUAUACCUGGUGAAGAUCUCUGCCUCCAAUCAGGUCGGUGAUGGGCCUUUCUCUAACAUUGUGGAGCUGGCAUUGAAGCGUGGAAACACCCACAGGAGCAAGAACCCCAGGCACUCUGACAGCUCCCCGGACACAACAGUGUACUCUGAUGGUCUGUACCAUAUAGACCAGAGGUCAAUGACAGGGAUCAUUGUUGGUGUGAGCAUCGCCUUGACCUGUAUUGUUAUGUGUGCCUUGAUCCUCAUCAGCAAGGGCCGACCAAGAAAAUCCUCCAGCCACAAAGUCGUUGCAGUAGGCGCUGGUGAAGGUCCAGAUGUUGGUAUGUCCCUGCCCAAUGAGCACCAUACAGAGAAUGUCGAGGCACUUAUACCCAUGAUAAGUCGCCACUUUCUAGAUGCCAAGGGUGGAUCUAAUAUGGUCAUAAAUAGUGCCGGUCCAGUCAGCAACAAGAAUCAAAGCAAGAGGUGGCUGCUCUUCAAGAGGGAGACCAGGAAUCCAGUGCAAAGUGAUGUGGAGAGGAGAGCCAGUUUGUAUGAGACUGGCAAAACUGUUCUGAGGUAUGACGAGAAUUUAAGCUCAGCGCCCCUGCCUCCUUCUUCCCGGGAGAUCAUCUAUGGACCACUUCACUCGGAGAGCUCUCACACCAGUGAGGGCAGCCAAGAGACGGGAGACUCUGGACACUACUCCAACGAAGAAAGCAACGAAGAGAUGAGCAACCCUUCGUCAAGCCAGGGCUCCAGACCAGAAUCUUUUGGGGAAGAUGAUGGUACCACUGUUGCUGAGAUGAAGCAGUCUUUUGAAGUGGAAAAUGAGGAGAUGUUGAGUCAUCCCGCCCAUCAUUCCGCCCCUGAUGCUUCCCGGCUCUGCUACACCUUGGAGGGCUCUCAUCCUGCCCUGCACACGUCCCAAGCAGCUGGAUCCUGACAUCACCCGGCCUGUUGUCUGCUCUGCAGCAGCCGAAGCUACAGCACUUCUUCCUUGUUUUCUUCCCGAGUUGAGCGACAUGGUUAUUUCCUGAGGCACAAGGGAUCAGGAAGCCAGCUGCUGGGAUGGAGGAGAUGUGUUUUUGCUUCGGAUCUACCUCAGGAUUUUGUAUGAAUGUUUAUUAUAACAUUUUAUUUCCUUUUUUUUUUUACAACUUUCUACCUGUUUACCUGUGUUUGGCGUUGUCUGUCCUAAA
Molecule: messenger RNA, 3814 nt
Organism: Seriola dumerili (greater amberjack)
Lineage: Eukaryota; Metazoa; Chordata; Actinopteri; Carangiformes; Carangidae
Product: protogenin B-like
Exons: 19
Coding region: 1-3558 (1185 amino acids)
Biological process (GO): cell-cell adhesion; axon guidance
Cellular component (GO): axon; plasma membrane
Molecular function (GO): protein binding
Source: RefSeq, a predicted model, not a curated record